Spea bombifrons (plains spadefoot toad) is the source of this 550-nucleotide messenger RNA. RefSeq names its product protein BTG3-like. The transcript is spliced from 3 exons. NCBI's taxonomy places the organism in Eukaryota, Metazoa, Chordata, Amphibia, Anura, Pelobatidae. The record is from RefSeq and is a predicted model, not a curated record. Gene Ontology annotation, biological process: negative regulation of mitotic cell cycle; negative regulation of cell population proliferation. The annotation marks the transcript as partial. Gene Ontology annotation, cellular component: nucleus; cytoplasm.
UUUUUUUGGAUGGUAAGGGCUGGAAAUAUGUGUUUGAAAAUAAAAUGUAUAAUUAGAGAUUUGAUUACGCAUUAAUAACACUCAUUUUAUCCCAUCAGAGAAAAUGACAACUGUUAUUCCCAUGGAGAUGAAAGAGGAGUUGUUGGCAGCAGUAGAAUAUAUGAAAAUUCUUAUUAACAGAUUCAACAGACUGGACCCGGUAAAAGUGUGGACUUUUGGAGAGAAACUUAUCGAGAUUUUGGCUCACAAAUACACAGGGCACUGGUACCCAGAAAAACCAAUUAGAGGGCAGGCAUACAGGUGCAUUCGGGUCAACAGGCAGUAUCAGGAUGAUGGCAUUCUUGAUGCCUGUUCAUUUAGUGGCCUUAUAUACUCUGAACUCUCGCUUCCCAAGGAGAUGACUCUUUGGAUUGACCCUUAUGAAGUCUCAUGCAGGUUGGGAGAUGAUGGUUAUGCUUACACAGUUGCAAGCUUUCAUCCAAGUAUUACUCGACCCUCUACUGAGUCUUUGGAGUCUCUAGAAGAAGUUUCCUUCUCAAGUUCAAACUGC